Molecule: messenger RNA, 2478 nt
Organism: Nakaseomyces glabratus
Lineage: Eukaryota; Fungi; Ascomycota; Saccharomycetes; Saccharomycetales; Saccharomycetaceae
Gene: STU2
Product: Stu2p
Biological process (GO): mitotic spindle organization; establishment or maintenance of microtubule cytoskeleton polarity; centrosome duplication
Cellular component (GO): spindle pole; kinetochore; centrosome
Molecular function (GO): microtubule plus-end binding; microtubule plus end polymerase activity
Source: RefSeq, a predicted model, not a curated record
AUGGCGGACGAGGAGGUAGAUAUUGAGAGGUUGACGCUGCAAGAAAAGCUGGACCAUAAGUUAUGGAAAGCACGUCAGCGUGGAUACCAGGAUUUGCAAAAGGAAUUGGAAGAGGGUAUACUGGAUCCUUCAUUUUUUGAUCAGCUAUGGGGGGAAACAGGCAGGUUUGAACAGUAUAUACAGGACUCAAACGUGGUGGCUCUUGAGAGCGCUGUUGUAGCCCUGAACAGUUUCCUGGGUAAAAAGAUAAGUAAAAUUGUCGAUAGUGGUGACGAUACAAUCAAGACACAUGCUAAGUUUCAAGUGGAUGCGUGGGUUCCCGUGUUGAUAAUAAAGCCAUUGAGCUCAACGAGGGCCGCAACGAAGAAGAAUGCUAUGGAAUGCAUAAUAAAAUUGGUAUCAUUGAUGGACUCAGUUGACUACACGAUUUCAGCGAUACUGACGAAAUUGCCAUCAGUUAUCAAACAACCAAAACCUACAGCUGCAAUAAUUAAUAUACUCAAUCAAAUACUUACCAAGUUUCAAUGCAAUUUAUUGGCAUCUGCAGACCUGCUAAAGCAGUUACUCGAGCCGUUACCAAAACUGUCUAGUCAUGCUGAUAGAAAUGUUAGGUCUGAGACCAUGAAUCUAAUAGUUACAGUUUUCCUAAAAGUAGACGGGUUCCAAAAUAGAGCUUUACUUGAUGAAUUACUAUUAAACUCCUUGAAACCUAUCCAGAUAAAAGAUAUGGAAAAGAUGAUAGAUAAGGUCAAAGAUCAGAAGCCAGAGAUCAUGCCCUAUGUAUGGGAGGAUGUAAUCGCAAAAAAUAAACAACAAUUUAACGUUGAUGAAGAUGGAGACACGGUUAUGAUGGGAAGUAAUACUGAGCCAAAACAGGAUAAUACCAAUAACAAUGUAAAUGCCUUAGACUCACUGGUUGCUGGUGAUACCAUUCUGGAUAAGUUCCCGGACGAAUUCCAUAGCCGGGUUGAAUCGCAGAAAUGGAAGGAUAGAGCAGAAGCUCUUGAGGAAUUCUAUGAUCAUGCUUUAAGUAAAUUGAAAAAGAUAGAUGGCAAUGCCAAUGAAAACUAUACAAAUCUAUUUUCAAUGUAUGGACAUAUUAUUUCCAAAGAUAUAAAUGUGCAAGUGGUUACAAUCGCUGCUGAAUCGAUAGAUAAAAUAUGCCACGCACUUCCGAAACAGAAAUUGACAAAACAUCUUAUUCAGUUAGUUUUUAAUCCUUUAUUGGAGAGAACAAAGGAGAAGAAGCCCACAUUAUUGGAUGCGAUUAGAAAGACGCUAAAAACUUUGGUGGAACACAGUAAUCCAGUACUACCGCAUAAUGAAGACAUGCUUCAACUAAUCUUGCAAUAUAUGGAACACAAAGUACCGCAAAUAAGAAUGGAGUGUACAAGCUUAUUCAACUACGUGUUACAAUUGGAGGCCCCAGGGUUUGACAUACAUUCCUCUUAUUUAUUUGGUGAGAUCUCCAGAAUUGUACCAAAGGUGGUUAAGAUCGUAAACGACACGAACCCUAGUAUUAGACAAGUUGGUUUCGACUGUUUUGCAACUCUUGUGACAUUGCUCGGAAAGAGGCCAUUUAUAGAUAGCUUGGAUAAGCUUGACACACAAAAGCGGAAGAAAAUAGAGGAAUUGAUAAAUUCCAAAUCUAGACCAUCAUCUGGUGCACUUCCCGGCACGAGGGCCGGAGCAACCUCAACAGUUCUCCCCGUGAAGAGACCACCAACAUCACCACUGAAGAAACCUCCAACUUCAACAUCACCUCGAUCUAGGGUCCUAUUAACUUCGCGGUCACUGACUAAACCGAAUUUUGGUGGCUCACAACCUGCACCUGUUGCUGAACUCACUACAGGCACACUGACGCCGAACAAGCGUUUCGAUAAGGCUGUGGAUAACGGUGUACAAGGUAUCACGAGUAAUGGUGGUGCCAAUUACGUUAGCAAGUUCAACUCGGAGCGAGAGAGGUGGGAUAAGGAGCGGGGUGGGCUGUUGAGCAGUAUAAAAAAGCUUGAAGAUACCAAUGCAGAACUCACUGCGCGUAACUUUGAGCUUGUUGACAAGCUCACGUCAUUUGAGAAAGAGAGGGAGCAACAGAACUUGGUGAUCAAUAGCAAGAACGAGGAGAACGGCAAGCUUUUAGAGAAAAUUGACUUCCUGGAGAUGAAAGUCAAAGAACUGCAAGAGAAACUAGAUAGUAAUCUGAGCUCGGCGAGGACUUUCUCGUUGGGGACGGAGUUGAGCGUCCCUGAGGCCAAGCGUGUAGUUGAGUCGAGCGACGACGAGUUGCCAAAGCGUGUGAACUCGUUGCGGAUCAACUCUCGUGCCUCUACUCUAAGCUCUUCAGAUCAGCAGCUAUUCUCGAGACAGUUCAGUGGCAGGGACGAUGAGGAGUCCUGGAAGCGAGCAGCUGAGGUCACUCGAAAGUUGAAAGAACGGAUCGAGACCAUGAAGGCCAGAAACCGGGAACUAAGUAACUAA